Messenger RNA from Tremella mesenterica DSM 1558, 417 nucleotides. RefSeq lists its product as uncharacterized. Gene Ontology annotation, molecular function: sulfiredoxin activity. The record is from RefSeq and is a predicted model, not a curated record. Gene Ontology annotation, biological process: cellular response to oxidative stress. Lineage: Eukaryota; Fungi; Basidiomycota; Tremellomycetes; Tremellales; Tremellaceae. The transcript is spliced from 2 exons. Gene Ontology annotation, cellular component: cytoplasm. The annotation marks the transcript as partial.
GGACCAAGUUGUUUACCUACCUCUAUCUUACCUCCGAAAGAAACACAAAAUGUCAAAGUGGACGAAACCCAAAAACCCACUUCCUCUGUAUUCGCUAGAGAUCAAGGUGCGAUACAUAACGUUCCUAUGUCGGUCAUAAACCGACCUUUGCCCUCGGAACUAGAUGAGAAUAAGGUGUUGACUUUUAUGGAUGAGAUGAAGCGAGGCGACUCUUUCACACCCAUCGAAAUUGUCAAAGUUCGAGCUCCACUCAAAAUCGAUCCAACAGGUCCAGCCAGACCGUUCUACUUUGCUAUGGGCGGUUGUCAUCGGUACGAAGCUACUAAACGACUUGGCUGGGAGACUAUACGAGCGAGGAUUAUCGAGGUGCCGGCUAGUCAGAUGAGGGUGUACUUGGGUGCUGGGAGUCCAUUCUGA